Molecule: messenger RNA, 2759 nt
Organism: Soboliphyme baturini
Lineage: Eukaryota; Metazoa; Nematoda; Enoplea; Dioctophymatida; Soboliphymatidae
Source: the annotation of a GenBank genome assembly
UUGAUUUUAAGACCAGACGCAAAAGUUUUCCUGCUAUUCGAAUCUGGCUGUUGCAUAUACAAGACCGAGUAUGAGUGGCCGAAAAACAUAAUUCCGUCCAGCUUUGCAAUGAAGUUGCGGAAACACAUGCGUCAGAAACGAUUGGAGUCGGUGUCGCAGCUCGGUCUUGACCGUGUAAUCAACAUGCAGUUCGGUUCGAACACAUUCGCUGCGCACGUCAUCGUUGAGCUGUAUGAUCGAGGAAACAUCAUUCUAACUGACCAUGAGUACACAAUAUUGAACGUGCUGCGUCCACGAACGGACGCCGACAGUGACGUGAAGUUUAUUGUUCGCGAGACGUACCCAUUGCACCUCAUUCGGCAGGUGGAAGAACCGUCGCAAAACGAGGAGAUGAUUCGCCGCCUACUUGACGACGCAAAGCCAAACGACAACUUGCGGCGCGUGCUCAUUUCACAUGUUGUUUACGGGCCUGCGCUGCUCGAGCACUGUUUCAGGCAACUGGGCUUCUCGCUAAACUGGAGUGUCAAGAAGUAUAACGACGUAUUUCACGACAGCGGCAAGAUUUGCGUUGCUUUUCAGAACGCGCAGCAAAUCUUUCGACAGAUCCGCGAUAGUCCGUGCCGCGGUUACAUCGUAUACAGCGAAAAACAGACCGCGUCCAAAGAAACCGUGCAGGCAUACGAGGAGUAUCACCCGUACCUGUUCGAUCAGCAUAAAGAACUUGGCUGCGUGAGUACAUGGGACUCGUUCACUGCUGCCGUUGACGAGUUCUACUCCAAGCUCGAAACCCAGAAGUUGGACCUGAAAGCACUGCAACAGGAAAAGACGGUGCUGCAGAAGCUCGACAACAUUCGUAGCGAUCAUCACCGUCGGUUAGCGGAAUUGCAGCAGGCUCAGCAAAUGAGCACGCUGAAAGGAAGGAGCAUCCAAGAGAACUGCGAACAGAUUGACAGCGCCAUUUUGCUCAUGCGUACCGCUUUGGCGAACCAGCUGAGUUGGGAUGAGAUCCAGGAACAGGUAGAAGAAGCGGCUGAAAUGGGAGAUCCGCUGGCAAAGAAGAUCGUCCGCCUCAAUCUAAAGGAAAGCCGCUUCGUUAUGGCGCUCAAACCGAGUGGAUUUGAAAAUGAGGACGAAGAGACCUGUGAGCUUCUGCAGGUGGAGAUCGACGUUAACCUGAACGCCCAUCAGAACGCUUGCCAAUACUACCAGCAGAAGAAGUUUUCGGCACUGAAAGAGUCGAAGACGAUAGAGGCUAGCAAGAGGGCGCUGAAGUGCGCCGAAGUAAAGACCAAGCACGCGCUAAAGGAUGUUGCCGUCAAGACCAACAUCCUGAAGGCUCGGCGGACGAUGUGGUUUGAGAAGUUCCUGUGGUUCCUGUCGUCUGACUCGUAUCUGGUGAUCGGCGGUCGUGAUGCCCAGCAGAACGAGAUCAUCGUCAAGCGCUACUUAAGGGAAGGCGAUGUGUAUGUCCACGCUGACAUCCGAGGCGCGACUAGCGUCAUCGUCAAGAACCACGUCGCCGCGUCGAAGCCGAUCCCGCCAAAAACGCUCAAUGAAGCCGGCACGAUGGCCGUCUGUUUUUCGGCCGCCUGGGAUGCCAAGGUACUGACCAGUGCCUGGUGGGUGCACAGCAGCCAGGUGUCUAAAUCGGCUCCCGCCGGCGAAUACUUGACGACCGGCAGCUUUAUGAUCCGAGGACGAAAGAACUAUCUUACCCCGUCUCAGCUAUGGCUUGGUUUUGGUAUUCUGUUCCGACUUGACGAAGAGUCGACGAUGCGGCAUAUGGAGAAACUGAAGGAAAGCAGUGAAGUAGUAAGCGAAGACACUGCUUCGGUGGAAAACGUAGAAAAAUUGCCGAACGAAGCAAGUGAUACGAUCGAUGAAGCGGACGAAGUUUCAGUUGAUCCGGCGAUCAUCGAGUUUUCGGACGUGUGCGGUUCUUUGAACUAUUUAUCUAUGAACCCUACGCCAUUUAUUGUUGGCCAGAGCGUCAAGCUUCCUCCACAAGAAAGGAUAUCUAAAGCCGAUGCUGGUAGAAAGUUGCCUGACGGCUCUAAAGCCGACGAGACGGAUGCGAAGAACGGCAAGAAAAAGGCGCAGAAAGCGAAGCAAAAGAAGCGUCGUAUGAAAUAUAAAAAUCAGGACGAGGACGAACGAGCGUUACGUAUGAGUAUUUUAAAAUCAGCUGGCUGCGGUGACGCAACGAAGGUGAAUGCAAAGUCGUCUACGCUGUCAAAUACUACCGAGAAAGAAGAAACACCGUCGAUCUUGGUAAAUGAUGAGUCCUUGUCGCCCGUUACUGAAAAAGACUGGAGCGAACCAACUUCUGACUCGGUUGUGACAGAAGUACAAGAGACGUCGACACUUUCAACCGAAGUGUUAGAAGCUGAAGCGGAGCCGGAAGAAAACUUGUUAUCCUCAGCCGAAGUUGUGAACGACAUUUCUGCUCUUACCGGAGAUCCUGCCGACGACGACGCGAUUCUAUUUGCGGUACCGGUUUGUGGCCCGUACUCGGCCAUGUCCUCGUACAUGUUUAAAGUUAAAUUGGCACCCGGCAGCAACAAGAAAGGCAAGGCAACGAAAACCGCUCUGGGCUUAUUUCUUCAGGACCGUAGCUGUUCUCAGCGAUUGAAAGAUUUGCUGAAGGCAAUCCACGUUGAAGAUUUGUCGAGAAAUAUUCCUGGAAAGGUUAAACUAUACGCGCCUCAACUCACUCAUUUCAAAGGUAAAGAUCAGAGGCCGAAUUCAAAGGUUUAGUU